AGAAACAUGAAACGAAAUAAAGAACUUGAAGUUUCUUUCAAGUUUGUGCGGGAACCGCCGGCAAUUCUGCUCUAUCAUCAUGACAUCAACGACCCGCCCACUGAGCCCCUGUUUUUCUUUUACCGCAGAUGUUUACUUCUUUUCCAUUAUAAAUAUACAACAUGCGGGUCCCCUUAAAAAAGCCCUCAAUGUUACGCCUAACUUAAGCACUAUAAUAGAGUAAUAGAGAGAUAUACUUAUAUUCUUUUUCUUAAAAUCACACUUCAAUUGCUCAAAAAUUAUCACCCAUCGACGUUUAAAGUAAUAUCGAAGAAAAAAGGCAACCAUGACCCAGCCCAUUAAAACCGAUACUUGGCUCGUCGAGGGUUCAAACGGCUUCGACAGCCUUAAACUUCAUCGCGAUGUCACAAUUCCAGCACUGGGCGACUAUGACUGUCUCGUCCAGAUCCAAGCUGUCUCCCUUAAUUACCGAGACCUCGUCAUUCCACAGGGCCUCUACCCAUUCCCCCUGACCCUCCCUCGAAUCCCCUGCUCCGACGGCGCCGGCAUCGUCCUCGCCACGGGGCCCCGCGUCACCCAAUUCCGCCGUGGCGACCGCAUCUGCACCCUCUUCAAUCAAACCCACCAAGCCAACCCCAUCACGCGCACCUCCAUGGCCUCCGGCCUAGGCGGCACGCUCGACGGCACCCUGCGCAAAUACGCCGUGCUGCCCGAGACAGGCCUGGUCAGCGCGCCCAGCAACCUCAGCCCCGUCGAGGCAAGUACGCUCAGCUGCGCGCCCCUGACGGCCUGGAAUGCGCUGUACGGCCUCGUGCCGCUGAAGCCCGGCGACACGGUGCUGACGCAGGGGACGGGCGGGGUGAGUCUUUCGGCCAUCCAGUUUGCGCUGGCGGCUGGGGCGACGGUGAUUGCCACGACGUCGUCGCAGGAGAAGAUGGAGCGGUUGAAGAAGAUGGGCGCGCAGCAUGUGAUUAAUUAUAAGACGACGCCUGAGUGGGGGGAGGUUGCGCGGUCGCUUACGCCUGGUGGGAAUGGGGUGGAUCAUGUUGUUGAGGUUGGCGGGCCGGGGACGAUGGCGGAGUCUCUGAAGGCUGUGCGGAAGGAAGGUGUUAUUACGAUUAUUGGAUUUUUGGGAGGUACGGGGGGUAAGGGGGAGAAGGAGCCUAGCAUUUUGGAUCCGUUGGUGCAGAUUUGUACGGUUCGGGGCAUCCUGGUGGGUUCAAGGCAGCAGAUGGAGGAUAUGGUGCGGGCGAUUGAGGUGAAUAAGAUUCAGCCGGUAGUGGAUGAGAAGGUGUUUUCGUUUGAGAAGGCAAAGGAUGCAUAUCAGUAUCAGUGGGAGCAGAAGCACUUUGGCAAGGUGGUUAUUAAGGUGGACGGUUGAUUGGCCUUGUAUUAUACAGGGAUGUGUAUGUGAAAAGG
Molecule: messenger RNA, 1419 nt
Organism: Blastomyces gilchristii SLH14081
Lineage: Eukaryota; Fungi; Ascomycota; Eurotiomycetes; Onygenales; Ajellomycetaceae
Product: alcohol dehydrogenase
Exons: 2
Coding region: 326-1381 (351 amino acids)
Molecular function (GO): oxidoreductase activity
Source: RefSeq, a predicted model, not a curated record